Messenger RNA from Vanessa atalanta (red admiral), 1570 nucleotides. RefSeq names its product zinc finger protein 177-like. The transcript is spliced from 7 exons. Bases 308 to 1420 code for a protein of 370 amino acids. Gene Ontology annotation, cellular component: nucleus. NCBI's taxonomy places the organism in Eukaryota, Metazoa, Arthropoda, Insecta, Lepidoptera, Nymphalidae. The record is from RefSeq and is a predicted model, not a curated record.
CCGCGCGCGCAUCCUGCGUAAAGCACCCUUAGCGGUAAUGCGCUGAUAUUGUCCGAACAAUAUUAGGACGAGUUGAACGAACUUCGGGUCCGCGAAUUUUUGGACUCGAAGGAAUAAAAUAUUGAACUUAGCAUAAACAGACUGUGGUUAAUCCAGCGUGACGUUUCACAUAUCGAUCGAUCAUUGCUACCCAAAUAUUUUAUCCUUAUUAAUCGUGAUGGACGAGCUUAGAAUUAAAAAAGUAUUUUGUAUAUUAUUUUGAACUGUGUUAGACUUUAUUUGCAUUGGAUGUUAAGUGCAUGUGAUUAUGGAGACUCUAGUUCUGAUACCUCAGGAGUUGAGUCUGGCGUUGAGGCCAGGGGGAGCUAGGGGGAGGGAGGCAUCUGUCAGCGUCUGGUCAUCGAUGGAGAUACAAAGGGGUGCAUUAUUGUACCCUUUCCAAGGGACAAUUAGGAUCGACAAGCUACAUGUGUACUCGUACGUGCCCGAUCAUGACGUACGUCAUCGAUUUGGCUUGUUUGACGAAGUUUGCACGUCAGGAGGAGUUCAAGUUCGACAUUGUAAUUGGGUGCGAUUUUUGCGGGUCUCGGAAAAUUAUGGACCUCAAGUUAACCUAGUCUGUACUAAAGUCAAAGGCGAGCCUGUCUACGAAGCUGUGAAACCUGUCUCAGCUCACACCGAGCUGGUGGUUUAUUUCCUUCCCGAAAGACCCGAAGAACUAUUUUUCGUCAGAAUGAGAAAUAAUUUGUACCGACAAACUAUGGACUCUAUCUUAGAAGAUUCUCCAUUAGACUUAUCUACCUCCCUCCUUUCAAGAGUCCUUUUACCGAUUUCUCCUCCUUCGGGUCCAGAAGACGAACACAAAUCCAUAUCUGGUGAUUCAUUAACAUCAUCAUCAGCCGGAUCAUCUAAUGAACUAUUAGAUAUGACUCCUAAAAUCCAAAGACGACCUACAAAGUCGGAGCGAGCUUUGUUACCUUGUGAAGUUUGCGGGAAAGCUUUUGACAGGCCAUCAUUAUUGAAACGGCAUAUGAGAACUCAUACGGGUGAAAAACCACAUGUUUGCAUGGUAUGUAACAAAGGCUUUAGUACAUCAAGCAGUCUCAACACACAUAGACGAAUACAUUCAGGAGAGAAGCCUCACCAGUGCCAGCAUUGUGGGAAGAGGUUUACAGCCAGUUCGAAUCUUUAUUAUCACCGUAUGACUCAUAUAAAGGAGAAACCUCACAAAUGCAGUCUCUGCUCCAAGUCAUUCCCAACUCCCGGAGACCUCAAGUCCCAUAUGUACGUACACAGUGGGUCCUGGCCUUACAAAUGCCACAUCUGUUCCAGAGGCUUCUCAAAGCACACCAAUUUGAAGAAUCAUCUCUUCUUACACACUGCUAAGCAUCAACGAAACAAUACACGCGAUGCUACUUGAACUUAAUAACAUGAAGCUACGUAUUCAAUCAUACAAAAUUAUUUAAAGACUUAGAAAUAUAAAAAGUGUGAUAUUAGAGGUUAAUUAGUUAUAAGUGUUAAAUUAUUCAGAUAGUUUUAUAUUAUUCUCUAUUUUAAGUGUAAUUUUUAA